UGAAUUAAUGAGCAAACAACUGCAGCGACCCCGCUGGAAAGAACAGCUAGGCUAGCUGAUACUAGCUAAUUUCAACUUCCAUCACUGAGACAACUAUUAGCAACUUAUACAAGGCAAGAUAUGAUAUGCGAUCCCUUGAAUCACAUGACUCCCAUUGUAGCUAGCUAACAUUAGAUUAGCCAACUCGCAUGCAUGAAAAUGUUUUCGCCAAUACAGACUACGGCGUUGUGUGGUAAUCAUUAAAGGUAACAUUAGCUGUCUUCUUAUUUUUGUUCAAACCGCCUUGCGCAUUUCAUGCGACGAUAGUACGCUCGUUUAAGCUGCCAUUUGCUAAGGGGGAGAGGGGGUCUGUUUUGUUGAGUAAAAAGUGACAGAGUGAAACAGAGUGCGAGAGGGAUCCGAAAGUGAAGCGGAGGGAGGCCCGAUCCAGGAAACGGCUAGCUGCAUAUUGGAGACGGCAACAUCAUGGCAAACAUCGCAGUCCAGAGGAUUAAACGGGAGUUCAAAGAGGUCCUCAAAAGCGAAGAGACGAGCAAAAACCAGAUUAAGGUGGAGCUCGUGGACGAGAACUUCACGGAGCUGAAGGGGGAGAUAGCGGGACCGCCCGACACGCCGUACGAGGGUGGCAGGUAUCAACUAGAAAUUAAGAUUCCAGAGACGUACCCAUUCAAUCCGCCAAAGGUGCGGUUUAUUACUAAAAUCUGGCAUCCGAAUAUCAGUUCGGUCACCGGGGCUAUAUGUUUGGAUAUUCUUAAAGAUCAGUGGGCAGCAGCCAUGACGCUACGAACGGUGCUGUUGUCACUACAAGCCCUGCUGGCAGCAGCAGAACCAGAUGACCCCCAGGACGCAGUGGUGGCCAAUCAGUACAAGCAGAACCCCGAAAUGUUCAAACAGACGGCCCGGCUCUGGUCGCACGUGUACGCCGGCGCGCCCGCCUCCAGUCCCGAAUACACCCGAAAAAUAGACAAACUGUGUGCCAUGGGCUUCGAUAAGAAUGCAGUAAUAGUGGCUUUGUCUUCGAAAUCCUGGGACGUGGAAACGGCGACAGAGCUACUACUCAGCAACUGAGUCUGCACUGAAGGCCGGAACCCCUCCCUGACCCCUCGUCCUCCUCCUUCGCCGGUCCCUUCCUCCAUCCCUCCGUACAUUUUUUUUUGUCGGUUUUAUUCCUCCGUUUGUUACCACUCCCAAUCCACCCGUUCCGUAAUCUCCACAGCCCCUCCCCCCCCCGACCACCUCCACCCAUACCAGUCAGUCUACCCUCGGUUCAUCUUUUACACCACCUCUGUCCCCCUCCACCUCUUUACCCACCUACUCAAAGCCCACAGUCAAAUACACCGAUGCCCCUUUUUUUCCCCCUUUUCAUUUUUCGGUUUUUGCCUCCCUGUAGGAAUACGUUUUAGAUUCUCUUUCAGUGCAAGCGAAAGGAAAAUACUGUCACUGUUCAUCUGAUGAUGCAUAAUCUAGCUGGGGGGGAAAAAAACGGAUAAAAUGCAAACCUCACACCCACAACUACAAUCACACAAAAGAAAGAGUUCAUCUGUAUAUAAAGUUAUUAAAGUCUGUGUAAAUUAAAAAAAAGGACGUGGUGAAAUA
This is a messenger RNA of Anguilla rostrata (American eel), 1596 nucleotides long. Its product is annotated as ubiquitin-conjugating enzyme E2 K. The transcript has 7 exons. The record is from RefSeq and is a predicted model, not a curated record. Gene Ontology annotation, molecular function: protein binding. Bases 466 to 1068 code for a protein of 200 amino acids. NCBI's taxonomy places the organism in Eukaryota, Metazoa, Chordata, Actinopteri, Anguilliformes, Anguillidae.